Camellia sinensis is the source of this 839-nucleotide messenger RNA. NCBI's taxonomy places the organism in Eukaryota, Viridiplantae, Streptophyta, Magnoliopsida, Ericales, Theaceae. The record is from RefSeq and is a predicted model, not a curated record.
GCCCGCUCAAUUGACACCCAAAAUCGUCCCAACACGCGAAACCAUCUCUCUCUCUCUCUCUCAAACAUUAAACCCUAGUAACCGAACCAGUAGAAGCACAGAGAAACCCUAGUCACCCUCUUCACAGACGGAGAGAGAGAGAGGGAGAUGGGGGGAAGCGAUAGCGAAGUAGAGAAGUCAGCGCAGAAGGAGAAGGAGAAGAAGAAGUUGUUAGCUCUGGCCCCCAUUGCAAAGCCCCUUGCUGGCAAGAAGCUGUCCAAACGCACCUUCAAGCUCGUUCGCCGAGCUGCAGGACACAAAUGCCUGAAGAGAGGAGUUAAGGAGGUUGUUAAAAGUAUUCGCCGCGGUCACAAAGGAUUAUGUGUUAUAGCAGGGAACAUAUCUCCUAUCGAUGUCAUCACUCACGUUCCAAUCUUAUGUGAAGAGGCUGAAAUUCCCUAUAUAUACGUGUCAUCAAAAGAAUAUGGUCUAAGGAUGGGUUUGGACAUUCCAUGGAAGAGAAAUUGUCCUGCAGAUCUUGCAAAUGCCGGAGCCCACUAAGAGGCCAACAUGCUGUGUACUAGUGCUAACGAAGCCAACCAAGGGGGAACUUACCCAGGAGGAACAAGAAAAGCUUAAGUCAGAAUAUGAUCAAGUUGCAUCAGAAGUUUCUGAACUUGCUUCCUCUAUGUUUUGAAGAACAACUAAAAGAACUAGCCUUUUGUUUCCCAUUUACUGAUGUAUACUGUAUUUGGCUGGUAUAUCCGUGUCAUAUUUAUAUAUGUUUUGAAGCUAAGCAGCAGGAAGUGCAGUUCCUUUUUGUUUUCAUUUUUGUGUCGUGGAUGAUGUGAGUGAAACCU